Molecule: messenger RNA, 832 nt
Organism: Dermatophagoides pteronyssinus (European house dust mite)
Lineage: Eukaryota; Metazoa; Arthropoda; Arachnida; Sarcoptiformes; Pyroglyphidae
Gene: Arl5
Product: ADP-ribosylation factor-like 5
Molecular function (GO): GTP binding; GTPase activity
Source: RefSeq, a predicted model, not a curated record
AAAUAAGAAGGAUUAAUCGAAUCUGAUUCGAAUUUUUCAUUUGUUUUGGAGAGCAAACAAAAAAAAAGUUUAUAUCACCGCCAUUCAUUCGUCGCCUACACACGUGAUAAACAAAGCUUCUUUAUUCUUUGUUUGAAUCUAGGUUUAUUUUGCCACGUUGAACUCUGCUAAAAUACUCAUUCGAUAAUUAAGAAAAUUGGAGAAUAUUCUCCACAAUAAUUGUUAGAUUCUUUGUAUUUUUUCUAAUUUUUUCAGAAACGAUGGGUAUAUUAUUUUCAAAAAUUUGGAGCUAUUUUACACAUGAAGAACAUAAAUUGGUAAUCAUCGGAUUGGAUAAUGCGGGAAAAACAACAAUUUUAUAUCAAUUCCUAAUGGAAGAAGUUGUACAUACAUCACCAACAUUGGGCUCAAAUGUUGAAGAAGUUGUCUGGAAAAAUAUUCAUUUUAUAAUGUGGGAUCUAGGUGGCCAGGAUUCAUUACGACAAGGAUGGCAAGCUUAUUAUACAAAUACGGAGUUUAUAAUUCUAGUGAUCGAUAGUAGUGAUCAUGAACGAAUAUCAAUCAGUAAAGAAGAACUGUGGCGUAUGCUUGGCCAUGAAGAUCUACGUAAAACAUCGAUAUUAGUUUAUGCAAAUAAACAAGAUAUAAAAGGAUGUAUGUCGGUUGCACAGAUAUCAAAAGAAUUGAAUCUAACAUCAAUUAAAAAACAUAAAUGGCAAAUACAACCUUGUUGUGCUAUUUCAGGUGAAGGAUUAUAUCAAGGUCUUGAAUGGAUUGUUGAACAAUUGAAAAAUAAAACGUAAAACUUUUAAAAAGAUUUCUGAAAACAAAA